CGACGGGCUUCGGGAAAGGUUCUGCCGAGGGACACCGCCUGCCCGGGUGCUCCGCUGGCAUCCAAGGCGAUCCAUAGCUUUCGAUGUGUUGCUGCAGUGAAGGGAAUAGUGCUGGUCGGGACUGACUCGCUUCUUGGUGAGAUUUACUUCAAGCGGUCUACUUUACAUUACUCUUUCCCUCUCUGAAUACACCUACUUCUCCGUCCACCAACUCAAGGAUUCAAUCCUUUAUUGUUCAUAACCCCACUUCUACUGCCCCUCUCAUAAGCUACAGUCAUUUCUGUGUCCCAAGAUGGUGCUCGAUUACAGCAAGUGGGACGCUCUGGAGCUGUCCGAUGACUCGGAUAUCGAAGUCCACCCUAAUGUCGACAAGCGCUCGUUCAUUCAGGCCAAACAGAACCAAAUCCACCAGCAGCGGAUGCAUCGCCGGCUUGAAAUCGAGACCCUGAAAUACGAACGGAUCAUCAACGACGGACUUCUCUCGCGCAUUAACAAACUCCUUGCGAUCCUGCGGGAAAAUGAAGGCUCGAAUACCCCCGAGGAAUUCGUUUUCCAGGUCCUCAUGGAGAGCGCAGCAAACCCCGCCGAGGAUUCGCCCCCAGAGGCACCGGAAGGUGUCCACUCGCAGGUGAAGGAGCAGCCGAAAUACUCUCAGAUGAUGAGCUCCCUGGUGGACCAGGUCAAGCAGGAGAUCGGCGAUGUCAGCACGGAGGAAAAGACCAAGGCGUACAUCAAAGGGGUGCAGGGACACAAGGACAAGGUGCAAGGACUGCAGAAGGAACUUCUGGAAAAGCUCGCUCAGCUCGAGAAGGAAGAGAGCAGCAAAAUUACGAGUGACAUGCUGCACACUGGAUUCGACACAUCUCAUAUCGCCAAGGUCGAGGCCGACAAGGGCAAGGCGGCUCAGUCAGAGUCCGUUGAGCUUCUGAAUCCGGGAGCAGGAAGCCAAGCCUCAUCGCAGAAGCCUGGCGCCGAUGACGACGAGGAAGAGGAUCCAGAGAACAUGAAGGCUAGCGAUCUGGCCAAGCGAUUUGCGAAGAUCAGCCGUAGCGACUACCGGGCGUUGCAGCAAUUCAUCGGCGAGAACCCACAAAUUGUCGCAGAGAAAGAAACCGACGGUCUCCUGGUUGAGGCUUUCAAUAGUCAAAUGGCCGGAAAAGAUGACUAUGCCCGUCAGUGUGUUCACCAAGGUCUGCUGCUGCAAUACUGCCGCUCUUUGGGCCGCGACGGAAUCUCCUUGUUCUUCAAGCGCAUCACUACUAAGGAUCACCAAGCGUCAACCCUCUUCCAGAAAGACGUCACUGAAACCUACCACAGAAUCAAGACCCGCGCCGCGGAGCUCGCGAAGGAUAGCUCCGCGUCUAACGACCCUGCCGGGGUGGAACAAAUCCAGCUUCAUGCUGUGGAUCCCAACACGAAGAUUACAAUCAACAUCCCUGCUGCAGACAGUACGGAGCAGAUCGAGAUCGAGGCCCGCAAGGUGUUUGAGUCUUUCUCUCAAGAUCUUCAGAAGGCCCUGGCCUCGGAGUCUCUGGAUGAGGUCAACAAGGUGCUCGGAAAGAUGAGCGUGCCGGAAGCCGAAGAUAUUAUUGAGAAGCUCGGAGACAGCGGCAUGCUUAGUCUGGAGGAAGGAAUUGUCGAUGCUACCACGGAAGAGGGCAAGAAGAAGCUAGAGGAACUCGAGGCUGAGGGCAAGAGGGAAAAGAAGGAAGAGAUAGGCGAGCCCGGAGGUGAUGUUGCCGAGCUGGACUAAAUCCGCGGAUUGCUGUAUAGUACAGCUGGCUUGGCUUCAGGGGCAUUGUGACCCGACAACCUUUUAUCCAAUUACCCCAAAAUUGUCGUGUUUAGGGGUUUCUAUAUAUUUGUACAAUCCUCGCAUUAAUGAACAAGCGUCGUGUUCUAUCAUUCCAGGUUUGCGUAACAGACCGACCUGCAAGUCCCUACUAAAUAUAUUGACAAGAUA
Messenger RNA from Aspergillus melleus, 1963 nucleotides. It is a transcript of the gene CDC37, whose product is annotated as Hsp90 co-chaperone CDC37. Gene Ontology annotation, biological process: protein folding; protein stabilization. Bases 293 to 1753 code for a protein of 486 amino acids. The transcript has 2 exons. Gene Ontology annotation, molecular function: protein kinase binding; protein-folding chaperone binding; heat shock protein binding. Gene Ontology annotation, cellular component: cytoplasm. NCBI's taxonomy places the organism in Eukaryota, Fungi, Ascomycota, Eurotiomycetes, Eurotiales, Aspergillaceae. The record is from RefSeq and is a predicted model, not a curated record.